Penicillium egyptiacum is the source of this 2925-nucleotide messenger RNA. The record is from the annotation of a GenBank genome assembly. Lineage: Eukaryota; Fungi; Ascomycota; Eurotiomycetes; Eurotiales; Aspergillaceae.
AUGUUGAAGCCCUUCCAAAUCAGAAACCUUCGGGUAUCCACUCAGCACCAACCAGAGCAGCUUGCGGAUUCUCGUCCUUCUGCAGGAGUGGUCCAGAUCUCUGCUACAGAUUACGAUGAUUUAGCGUCGAACCAUCCCCGCGCAAGGUUGACGUAUAUGGAUGACGAUGAUGAUGAGGAAACCAUCACCGUUGGAUCCGCUCUCGAGCUCUGUCAGCGCCUUGAGGAGCCCCUAGACAUUAAUACACAGCUUGGAUCCGUCGAGCUUUCUCCCGAUGGCAUCAGUCCGAUGCACAUAUUUGAUAUUCGUCGAUCAAACUCUGUGACCGAGUUGUGGAAGCGAUUUGAGGACAACGUCCCCAAACAAGGCUCGGCUGGUGAGAAUAACGACACGCAAGCUACUUCUAAGGCUAUUGUCCUCGAAGAGCAACAUGGAGACCCUGUUCCUCGUAUUACAACCCCGCCAGCGAUAUCUGGGGACCAGCCUCGGCCUCUUAUGGAAGCAUUUGAGGCUGAGCUAGCAGAGAUACUCAAUGCUUCUGAGUCGUCGGAGAGUAGAGUACCUCAGCCUAACUCACCACCGACUAAUGAGCCAUCAGCCAACACAAACUCUGGGCGAUCCCCUCAUCCUGUUGAGAUUUUGGCGGCGCAGGUUCUAGAUCAGCUGAUCAACGGAGCUAAUAUGGUACAAUCUGAAUGGAGAUCCAAAAUGCCUGAGCUACAGCGACAACUACAGAAUGCUCAGAGACAAUUUGAGGCUGCACAGAGAUCUCUGCCUGAGAACGUGGAAGCGUCAUUGCGGACACUACUCGCCACUGUUGAGGCUCACCUAAGGACCGCUUUUAAUAAUCUUCCAGAUGGCGGAAGGCAAAUGGCAGAAGAUGCCUUCCAAGCAGGAAGACCUGUCGCUGAGAACGCCGCUGAUGGUUUUCGUAUGAUGGCCACAGAACUCAACGAGGUCGGAAGGACACUAUUUGCCGCAUUCGAAAACGAGUUUGGCCGUGCUGGAUCAACAGCUUCUACGUCGACCUCAACUUCUGAGGCGCCAAACCCUAGAGCAUCUGGGCCUUUCUUUAACACUACUGCAAGCAAUGAAUCUGCGCCUCCAGCCACUCUGUAUUCCCAGAGCUCAGGCGCGACAGCCGCGAAUGAGAAAUCAACAGCAGACCCAGGCCGAUCGAACCCAUCUAAUGCUGCACAAACAGGAGUACCCCCUAUCCACAGUCGUCCUGGUCAACCCACACCCGCUCACUCAAAUCAUUGGGCGCCUCCGUCAUGGCCUGCUCCGUCUUGGAAUCCAUUCCACACUUAUAACCCACCCCCGCCUCCCUGUCCUCCUCCACCGUCGGCAUCGCUGCCGAAUUUCACUUUCUGGCCCCAAGGGCCACCUCCGCCUCCUCCUGCAUUCGAUCGCCCGUUGAAUGCUAAACAGACAUCACAAGUCAAGCCUAGAGAAUCGAAAAGCAGUUUAGCAACUAAAUCCUUGUUCAUUGGGAAUGUGGGUUUCAAGGUUACCGACAAGAUGAUACAGGAUGUGUUUGCUGCCAAGGGAUUCCUUGUCAAGGUGGAUCUCCCGCUAGAUACCGCAUCAGGAAGACAUGCAGGCUUUGGCUAUGUGCACUUCCCCUCGGAUUAUCCGGCUUUCGCUGCAAUGGAAGCUUUGCAAGGUGCUGUCAUUGACGGUCACUCGAUAAACCUUGAGCCUAUGCAUCAUCCUCCAAUCGAAAGUGUGCGUCCAGCACAUAUUUCACCCAAUGCCAGUACAACUACACAAGAUACUCAGACAUACCGCCCUCUGGCUGAGACCAGCGGUGUAAACAAUGCUCCGUCUGAACGAAACAGUGCCAUAUCGGCGUCAUUUUGGGCCCCGCUUGGUGUCGAGCCACAAAGGAAUCCAUCCAAGCCUGGCAAUACGGAUAGUCGGAGGAAAUCUGUCAGUUUUGUAGACCUCACGCAAAAUAUUGAUCCUGAUCAAGCUCGGACGGAAUCGUCCGCACUACUUGAUUCUCCAAGCGAGGACCCUGCAUUCAGUGCACGUUUUCCCUCGCUUUUACCCGAGUCGAGCGCACAGCAUAACGAUCCAUUGAGUGGUCAAGGCGUUUCCUCGUAUUCGCACACGGAGUCUCGUUUCCCACCUGUGUCUCAAUGGGAGGCUCAACUUCUUGCGAAUCGGCAGGAACGCCGUGGAACAGAACCUAUAACUGGUGUUUUGCAUAGUCAAUCACCAACCGACGCAAAGAACCGUGGGGGACUCUCCACUCACGGUUUACCCUUGCAUCCUUCCCCGAAGGAGUCUGGUCGGUCUCAACCAGCUUCUCAUCUGGAUGCGGCCGGCAGUCCGUCAUCGGUCGUUGAUGCUAGCCGAUCUUCUGACCAUAGCAAAGCGACGCGGGAUCAAAGCGGCCAUUCUUCCGGUGCCAAGGAGACUGUGCGCCCGGUGGUAAAUCCCAAUGAUCCCCAGUAUGCGGCCAAAUUGAAGCGUCGAGUCACCGAGCACGAAACUCACAAACCAAAUCAUCAGCACACUGCGGAGACUGGUCGUCAUCAUCUCCUGAAGCAUUCCGCAAGUAUGCGUCAUCUUGGGGACAGAUCGCAUGGUCCAGCGGGAACGGAUACAUGGGCUAGGCUGUCUAGGCGAGAACGAAAUGCUGCGUCUUCUCGCCAGCAAAUUCCCGGAAGCUUCCCGGUGGAAGAUACGACGAGGGCUGAACUCUCUCAUAUUCUUGACAGCAAUGUUCCUGAGUCUGAUGAUGCGGCGAUCGAACGAUGUGUCUCUGCCCUUGUCGACAUGGGCUACGGGGUUGAACAAGAAGGUGGACGGUCAAGAAUGGCUGUGUAUGCGGCAAUGGCAAAUGGUGUCCUCAUGGAUGCGAUUGAUAUGAUCGAAGAGGAAAGAUUGGUCUACGAACGGCGGCCUUCGCAGUGA